Messenger RNA from Penicillium canariense, 3366 nucleotides. Its product is annotated as SacI domain and endonuclease/exonuclease/phosphatase family protein. The record is from RefSeq and is a predicted model, not a curated record. Gene Ontology annotation, biological process: phosphatidylinositol dephosphorylation. The transcript is spliced from 7 exons. Gene Ontology annotation, molecular function: phosphatidylinositol-4,5-bisphosphate 5-phosphatase activity; phosphatidylinositol-3,5-bisphosphate 5-phosphatase activity. Gene Ontology annotation, cellular component: cytoplasm; membrane. Lineage: Eukaryota; Fungi; Ascomycota; Eurotiomycetes; Eurotiales; Aspergillaceae. Bases 1 to 3366 code for a protein of 1121 amino acids.
AUGUUCAAUCUCCGCGUCCUCUGUCGAGAUCAACCCCGGCGAACAAUUGCAUUGGUUACUUCCGACCAUGUCUUGAUCUUCCACUACGGCGCAGCCGAGACUGGGCUCAAGGCCGCCCCUCGCUGUCAGGUCGAAUUCUCGGAGGCAUCAUCUGUGGAUCUUGCGGGUUAUCGAUCUUUGGGUGCCGGCUACGGCACCUUAGGUCUAAUUACGCUGAAUGAAGAUGUCUUUGUUUGCGUGGUCACUGGCUCCUCCCAAGCUGCUACUGUGCGACCCGCAGAAACGGUGUCCAGGAUCGACAAUGUAGACUUCUACUGUCUUAACCGAUCCGAAUAUGAGUACGGCCUAGACUAUGAAACUAGCUCUCAUUUCGCCGCCGAGGAACGGCCAGGUGCGGAAGGGAAAGAAAUGGUCACCAACCAUCCUUUCCUGGCCUUAAAGAAGCUGCUUGGGGAUGGAAGUUUCUACUACAGUCUUGAUUUCAACUUGACCGACCGCUUGCAGGAUCGUUCGGACAAAUCAGCGGCGUUCGACAUUGACUCCCUAGAUGAAGACAUGUUGUGGAAUUCAUACAUGAUCAAUCCUCUUCUUCUCUUCCGAAGUCAACUGCCACCUUCUGAUAAGGCAAAACUCGACGCAUCUCAAUUGCUGACAUGCGUCAUUCGAGGGCAUGCUAGUACGCUGAAGAUUCCUGCAACAGUUUCGAUCCUGCCUCGGGUGCGGACGAAUUUCCCAUCCAUGCUGACGAUCAUUUCACGGCAAUCUUCCCGGCGCGCUGGUACUAGAUUCAACUCGCGAGGUAUUGAUGAUGAUGGCAAUGUGGCCAACUUUGUAGAGACAGAAGUGAUUCUCUGGGUAUCCCCGGGGAUUGCCUUCUCAUACGUCCAAGUGCGAGGCUCAGUGCCGAUUUUCUGGGAACAAACCCCAGGUCUAAUUCCCGGGCAGCAGAAGAUCGAGGUAACGCGGUCAAGUGAAGCAACACAGCACGCCUUCAACCAACAUUUUGAGACUCUUGAAUUGGUAUAUGGGGCUGUCCACGUCAUCAACCUUCUCAGUGAGCUCAAAUCUGGUGAGGCAGAGUUGUCGGCCAAGUUUCGAGACCAUAUAGCUCGAAGCUCCCUUAAGCAGAAAGAGGGGUUCUCGGAGUCUAUCCACCACAGCCUUCUGCGAAUGACAGAGUAUGACUUCCUUGCUGAAACGCGAGGCCCCGCUGGAUACGAAGCAAGUAAUCAAAUCAGGUAUGAACUGGCCGAUUCUUUGGAUGGAUUUGCCUAUUUCCUAUCCGAGGAUAGUAACCGCCCUGCUUCGUCCAUCCUAGACCGAGAAGAUGCCGCCAGCGCUUCCUCGGUCAUUCUACAGCAAGAAGGUGUCUUCCGGACUAAUUGUCUGGAUUGCCUUGACCGGACCAAUCUCGUCCAGACCAUCAUCAGCUCGAUGGCACUGGGAUCUUUCCUGUCGCAGCAAGGCGGGAGGCUCGGGUCAGAUCUACAGAUGCGACACUCCACCCUCUGGGCUGACAACGGCGAUGCGCUUUCAAAGAUAUAUGCAGGGACUGGGGCCCUCAAAUCCUCCUUUACUCGUCAUGGGAAAAUGUCACUUGCUGGGGCGCUGGCAGACGCUCGGAAAAGUGCAACGCGGCUCUAUGUGAACAAUUUCACCGACAAGGCCAGACAGCAAACUAUUGAUCUCCUCCUCGGUCGAUUGGCAAAUCAAACACCGGUCCAUCUUUACGACCCAAUGAAUGAUUUAGUUACGGAUGAGCUGAGUCGGCGCGCAGCUGAAUACUCCUCCACCAAGCAGAUUCGCAUGUGGGUCGGCACGUUCAAUGUGAACGGCCGUGAUGAGGGCCCAGGUGCGGAUCUUGAUUCGUGGCUUUUCCCCGACGAAGACCAAUCCAAGGAGGAUCCCGCAAUCUUCGCCGUUGGGUUCCAGGAAAUUGUUGACCUGAGCCCUCAACAGAUCAUGUCAACAGAUCCAAGUAACCGCAAGGGGUGGGAAAAGGCCGUCCAGAGCUGUUUAAAUCGACACACAACCACGAAAGGAACCAGCAAGUAUGUGCUACUGCGGAGUGGGCAGCUCGUGGGCGCUGCCUUAAUGAUAUAUGUGAAAGCAGAUACGCUGAAAGAGAUCAAAAAUGUUGAAGGAGCCGUCAAAAAGACUGGUCUUUCGGGAAUCGCGGGCAAUAAAGGAGGCUGUGCGAUCCGGUUUGAUUUCUCCAACACGAGCAUCUGCUUCGUUACUGCCCAUCUGGCUGCCGGGUUCGGAAAUGAUGAUGAACGAGAUCGAGACUAUGAGACCAUUGACCGAGGAUUGCGAUUUCAAAAGAAUCGAUCUAUCGCUGACCAUGACUCCACAAUCUGGCUUGGGGAUUUCAACUACCGGAUUGGUUUGGGUAAUCAGAUUGUGCGAGAUCUGAUCUCGCAUCGCGACUUUCAGAAGCUAUAUGACAACGAUCAGUUGAAUUUGCACAUGAUCGCAGGAAGGGUUUUCCAAUUCUAUUCUGAAGGUCUUAUUACAUUUGCUCCAACCUACAAAUAUGACGUUGGGACAGAUAAUUAUGAUACUUCCGACAAGUCACGCAUUCCUGCUUGGUGUGACCGGAUUUUGUGGAGAGGAGCCAACCUGCGACAAACUCAGUACCACACAGCCGAUCUAAGGGUGUCUGAUCACCGUCCAAUCUUUGCCAAGUUUGAUUGUAUGAUUGAUGUCGUCGACCAAGGACUCAAGGACAGUCUAAGACGUUUCCUCUAUGAGGAGAAACAGCGCGAUGCACUUUCCGACUCAGUCAACCUGUUGGACCUCGACGACGAGGAAUAUGCGCCGCAACUUUCCAUAGUACCUGGUCUGCCGCCGGCGAGCUCUGAUCGAAGCAAGUGGUGGCUAGAUAAUGGUGUGCCUGUGAAAGCAGCGGUGCAACCACCGAAGGCGGGGCUUGUUGCAAAUCCUCAGCGCAAAUCCAAUCCGUUUUCCAUGGACGGUGAGCCUGACUGGGUACCAAGCUCGCUUUCUGCGGAGAACGGACCACAAGCUCGUGACAGAAAGCCGUUACCUCCUCCCCGACGGGGAACUACAGGUAGAUCCAAAGACAAUAUGCAGUCUUUGGGGAGAGAAAAGCCUGCCCUUGAAAAGUCGCCGCCGGUAGUGCCUCGGAAACCUAUGUCACUAAGCUCUCAAGCAGCAACCGGUCGGCUGCCAACUCCAGUUUCUGAUCAGGGUCGAAGUGCGGUCCUGCAGAACACCUCACAUCCAAGCCAGUCGCCAGAUGUGGUAAGAGGAGCGUCUCGUGCUGAGGCGGGCGACCUCCUUGGUGAUGAUGAUGCUCCGGGAGAACCCAUCGGGUGGAAGCCUCUCCUCCCUCAACGCUGA